AUGGAGAAUUAUCAAAAAAUCGAAAAAAUCGGUGAAGGAACAUAUGGUGUCGUUUACAAAGCAAAACAUAAAGCUACAGGCCGAAUUGUAGCUAUGAAAAAGAUACGAUUAGAAGACGAGUCGGAAGGUGUUCCUAGUACCGCUAUCCGUGAAAUUUCGCUGUUGAAAGAAGUGAACGAUGAAAACAACAAAUCUAACUGUGUUCGGCUGUUGGACAUUCUUCAUGCAGAAUCAAAACUCUAUCUUGUGUUCGAGUUCCUCGACAUGGACUUAAAAAAAUACAUGGAUAAAAUUCCAGAGACCGGUGCUACGCAACUUGAUCCCCGGCUUGUGCGCAAAUUCACAUACCAACUCGUCAACGGUGUCAACUUUUGUCACUCCCGUCGUAUUAUCCAUCGUGAUUUGAAACCUCAAAACUUGCUGAUCGACAAAGAAGGCAAUCUGAAACUCGCCGAUUUUGGUUUGGCUAGAUCGUUUGGCGUGCCUCUCAGGAACUACACUCACGAGAUUGUCACAUUAUGGUAUCGUGCACCAGAAGUGCUUCUUGGUUCACGUCAUUACUCGACGGGCGUGGACAUUUGGAGCGUCGGUUGUAUAUUUGCUGAAAUGAUCCGUCGUAGUCCGUUGUUUCCUGGUGAUUCAGAAAUUGAUGAAAUCUUUAAAAUCUUCCAAGUUCUUGGAACUCCUAACGAAGAGGUGUGGCCCGGUGUUACGUUGUUACAAGACUACAAGUCUACCUUCCCCCGUUGGAAACGCAUGGAUUUGCACAAAGUUGUUACUAAUGCCGAAGAAGAUGCCGUAGAGCUGCUAACUGCUAUGUUGGUUUACGAUCCUGCACACAGAAUCAGUGCCAAGCGUGCUCUUCAGCACAAGUACUUGCGUGACUUUCAUUAG
Molecule: messenger RNA, 894 nt
Organism: Schizosaccharomyces japonicus yFS275
Lineage: Eukaryota; Fungi; Ascomycota; Schizosaccharomycetes; Schizosaccharomycetales; Schizosaccharomycetaceae
Product: CMGC/CDK/CDC2 protein kinase Cdc2
Exons: 5
Coding region: 1-894 (297 amino acids)
Biological process (GO): regulation of linear element maturation; positive regulation of meiotic DNA double-strand break formation involved in reciprocal meiotic recombination; mitotic G1 cell size control checkpoint signaling
Cellular component (GO): new mitotic spindle pole body; meiotic spindle; old mitotic spindle pole body
Molecular function (GO): kinase activity; ATP binding; cyclin-dependent protein serine/threonine kinase activity
Source: RefSeq, a predicted model, not a curated record